Molecule: messenger RNA, 1368 nt
Organism: Durotheca rogersii
Lineage: Eukaryota; Fungi; Ascomycota; Sordariomycetes; Xylariales; Xylariaceae
Exons: 1
Coding region: 183-1016 (277 amino acids)
Source: RefSeq, a predicted model, not a curated record
CGACAAGCUACCUCUUUUUUUCCUUUUUUACCAACAACAGCUUCCCCCUCCCUUUCUCGAUCUGCCAUCAACCUUCGUCUCAAGCUACUCUUUCAACCGACCUCGAGUCUUUUCCUUCCUUCUGAACACUUUUGUGCAUCCCGCCCUUGUGGCCUCUCCACGCACUGGACUACUUCCUCACCAUGGAUGAUUCCGUUGUAUUAAAUUUCUACCACAUAAGCGGAUGGCCUGUGUACUAUCGUGCAUCGGUCGGCUCAGCCAUCAAAUACCUUGAGGUUCUCGAUAGCAAACCCCCCGGGUCUAGGUACAGCGAUUUUCGACAAGUGCCGCUCGGCCAACUUCCGGCUGGCCGCUGGAACGUUGCACAGCUUGUCCACGAUGGCAAAGACGACAAGCUUACCGUCAAGUCGGUAGAGCAAAGGACCCUGUCCGAUGUCAUGGAUGCCUGGUCUGGAGUUAAGGUUGACCAUAAAAGCUUGGGCGACCAUUUGUUAGCGACAGCGGACGAGGCCCUUCAGCCGAAUCACUACAUUGAAUUUUCGCGUUUAUCUGAAGCUCCAGCAGAGGUAGCAGUGCCAAAGGUGAUAGCACUCAUGGACCCGUGGUAUCACGGACGUUCAGUUCUGGCAAACGAUAGCAAAAUUCGUCGGUUGAUACGAGAUGCGGGAAUAUCAACAAGAGUCCUGGGACACCUGACCGAGAACGAUAGUCGCGUGAUCGGUUUUAUGCUGGAGUCCGUUGCGGCUCGGCAAGCUGGAAUUGAGCAUCUUGAGGCUUGCCGGGCAGCACUUCGAAAGCUGCACGAGCUAGGCAUUGCACAUGGCACCCUUAGGCGCUCGUCUUUUCUGAUCUUGGAGGAUGGAGGCGGUGCGUUGCUGCAAGGAUUCUGGACCUCGUUCCAAACUUCGGACCAGGAGCUCUUGGCCGGAGAGAUGGCCGGAGUGGAGGGGUUACUUCAACAACCAUUGGAUGAAGGACAUCGGCCACCCGCCUCAAUUACAGGCGUUGAAUCUUGAUAUAUUUUAGUAGUUUCUUGGGGUCCUCAUUCGUGGUCCAUUGCCGACUUCGAGCCUUCUUUACCUCAGUGUAGCGGGGCUCCCGUGUAUGUUCAACACUCCACGGGAAGUGGCUGAAUCUAAAGCUAGCAUCUCAGAAGUCAGUUCGCAACAUGUUGGUGGUCGCUCACUAAUAGAUAAAUCCUCUGUCUCCGUCUCUGCUGUCCAUGCAAACUCCCCUUUCCAGCAGCAGGCUAACUUUGUAAACUAGUUGGAGAACCGUGACUAUUGCCGAGCUAACGUGACGUUUUUGCAUGCGAGAAAAGUAAAGGGCCGUAUACGGUCGCUUCGCUACCUUAUACUGUUAAUUGGU